UCUUUUUUUUUGUGCAUUGUAUUUCUUCCAUUAUGUUAGUCAUAUACAUGUUGACAUACUUGUUUUGGGAAUUAGAUGAUUUGGCAGCCAUAUACUGAGGCGGUGAUGGAUCGACUUCCGGAGAUUUGUCGCUCAGACAUGCACAUUUGGCGUUCACGGGCACCUCUGAUAUGCUUUGACGUCGUUGAGUUCCACCUCCCAGACCGAGUCCUUCGUCAGUUCGGGUUAGACCAGCCGAUCCCACAGGAUGUAGACACGGACGUUGCUCUACACAGGAAGGAUCGAAGGGGACAGCGUAAUUGGGAGAUUCGGCAUUCGGACCAUGUACACGAGUGGAGUCGACGAGAGGCAUUAGUCGUCCAGGGAUACCCGUUCACUGGGACUUCUUCCCCGGCCAUGACAGAGUACAUGGCUUGGUACCGUCGCAUCAGAGACUGGUCAUUACUCCACCUUCGCAGGAGCGCCCCCCGAGUCAUUACCAACCAGCUACCUCUGACCUCCUGCUUGCACAUGCAUUUGCUGAUUUGCACGUCCAGCUAUCGGGAGCUACUGAGACCAUCUCCCACUUGCCACCAGAGACGGCUAUACCAUUUGCCAUACAGACGAUGCAGGGUUUUACAUCAUUUUGUGGCCAAACCUUGUCUAGGGUGGGGCAGUCACACCUUAUUCAGCAGCCUCGACCGUCCACGUCUUCAUCUUCUACUGUGCACACUAUGCCGAUCAGACCACCACCUCAUCGUGGAGGCCAUUCAGCACGUGUCUUCCGUCCACCGACUCCUUCUCAGCAUACUAUCAUGACAUCUCCUCCACUAGUGCAUCGCCAGUAUCAGAGAAACCGACGGCGUAGCAACACUACGUCUGGGGUUGGAGUUGGCCUGGAUGACAUUCCAGAGGAGACAGCUGCAUCAUCUUCAUCGUCACCUCAUGGGAAGAAGCAACGCCCGAGCUAAGUGUAUAUUUUGGAACUAAACUAAUUUUUUUGUAAAUGCUUAGAAUUGGAUUUUGUUAUAUUUAAUCAAUUGAAAAAUAUUCGACUUUGCAA
Messenger RNA from Chenopodium quinoa (quinoa), 1042 nucleotides. RefSeq lists its product as uncharacterized. Lineage: Eukaryota; Viridiplantae; Streptophyta; Magnoliopsida; Caryophyllales; Amaranthaceae. Bases 76 to 798 code for a protein of 240 amino acids. The record is from RefSeq and is a predicted model, not a curated record. The transcript has 2 exons.